CUGCAACAUCGAUAGUUUUCCAAUAUCGAUUUCAAGUUCAGCAUCGGCCGCCGCGUUUUUCCUGCAGCGAAAUAUUUAAUUUUCGAAUUUGUGCAUCUUCUGUUCUCAACUAAUUACUAAUCCACACCGCAAUAAUGUCAAGCAAAUCCCGACGAGCUGGCACCGCCACGCCGCAGCCCGGCAGCACCUCCACCCCACUGCCGCCAAAUGUGGGACCCCAGCCUCAGCAGCAGCAGCAGCAGCAGGCCGGCAGCCCGCUCAGCCCCACACGCCACUCCCGCGUGGCCGAGAAGGUGGAGCUGCAGAACCUUAACGACCGUCUGGCCACCUACAUUGAUCGAGUGCGCAAUCUGGAGACGGAGAAUACCCGCCUCACCAUUGAGGUGCAGUCGAGCCGCGACACCACCACCCGGGAGACAUCGAACCUCAAGAGCAUGUAUGAGAAGGAGUUGGUCGAGACGCGCAAGAUGCUGGAUGAGACGGCACGCGAAAAGGCUCGCAUCGAGAUCGACUGUAAGCGUAUGUGGGAGGAGAACGAGAAUCUCAAGGCCAGGGAGGCCAAGCUCGCCAAGGAGUGCAGCACGGCCGAGGCCAAUGCCCGGAUGUACGAGUCGCGUGCCAAUGAAUAUAACAACAAAUACAACCUGGCCGCUGCCGAGCGAAAGAAGGCUCUUGAUGAACUGAAUCAGAUUAAAAAUGAUUUUGAACGUAUGCGCAAGCAGUUUGAAGAUGCGCGCAGCCACUUGGAGGCUGAGACACUGACUCGCGUCGAUCUGGAGAACACCAUACAGAGCCUGCGCGAGGAGCUCUCCUUCAAGGACCAGAUUCAUGUGCAAGAGAUCAACGACUCUCGUCGCAUACGCCAGACGGAGUACAGCGAGAUCGACGGCCGACUCUCGUCCGAAUACGAUGCCAAGCUUAAGCAAUCGCUGCAGGAUCUGCGUGCACAGUACGAGGAGCAGAUGCGCAUUAAUCGCUAUGACAUAGAGACCUUGUACGAGGACAAGAUCCGCCGCUUGAAUGAGACCGCUCUUCGCACCAACAGCUCGACGCACAAGUCCCUCGAGGAGCAGCGCUCCACUCGUGUGCGCAUUGACUCGCUCAAUGCCAAGAUCAACGAUUUGGAGCAGACCAAUGCCGCGCUGAACAGUCGCGUACGCGAGCUGGAGCAACAGAUGGACAACGAUCGCGAUCGUCACUGCCAGGAGGUGGCACUGCUCGAGAAGGAGCUCAUCCGUUUGCGCGACGAGAUAUCCCAGCAGCUGCAGGAGUACCAGGACCUGAUGGACAUCAAGGUCUCGCUAGAUUUGGAAAUAGCCGCCUACGACAAGCUGCUCAUGGGCGAGGAGCAUCGCCUGAACAUCACCCCAUCCAAUACGGCCACCGUUCAGUCCUUCAGUCAAUCGCUGCGCAGCAGCACUCGUGCCACUCCCUCGCGCCGCACACCAUCCGGUGCGCUGAAGCGUAAGCGUACUAUUGUGGACGAGUCGGAGGAUCGCAGCGUCUCCGACUUCUAUGUGUCGGCCAGUGCCAAGGGCAAUAUUGAGAUUAAGGAAAUCGAUCCGGAGGGAAAGUUCGUGAAGCUAUUCAACAAGGGCAACGAGGAGGUGGCCAUUGGCGGCUGGCAGCUCCAGCGCAUGGUCAACGAGAGCGGGCCAUCGACCACGUACAAGUUCCAUCGCUCCGUGAAGAUCGAUGCUAAUGCGUUCGUUACCGUUUGGUCGGCGGACACCAAAGCCUCGCACGAGCCGCCCUCUAAUAUUGUGAUGAAGCAACAAAAGUGGAUAGCCGGCGACAAUACCAAGACGAUUCUGCUGAAUAAUGACGGUGAAACUGUGGCCAAUUUGGAUCGCAUCAAGCGCAUUGUCUCCACCCAUGUCUCAUCGUCCCGACUGAGUCGCCGUCGUAGUAUCACCGCGGUCGAUGGCAACGAGCAGCUCUACCAUCAGCAGGGUGAUCCCCAUCAGUCCGCCGAGAAGUGCGCAAUUAUGUAAUCCAUCGCGAGCGCGCAAAGCACACAGACAAACAAACACCGCAGCAGCAGCACGCAAAAUACACACACACAGAGACAGAUUUUUAGUAAUACUAAGUUAUUUUUUGUGGCCCUUUUCGCCGAUAAUUUAAUCAAAAAACAUAUUUGUGUUGAUCUGCUGUAAAACUUCGUCUUCAGACAACCAUCCCCCCACCCAAUCCAACCCAUGUUUUCCGUUUCCAUUAUAUGUGCUUCCCUUUUAUAACUUUCCACGUUUUGUGUGUUAAAGACAUUCAUAAACGUUAUUUUUUGUAAGCUUUAUUUGGUAUAUAUUUUAAUCGGUUAAUACUGAUCGUGUAUGCCAUAUAGAACAUACAUAUAAUCCACACACAUCUAACCCCACACACUUUUUGUAUUUGUGCCAUGAAGUACAUUGAAGAUAUUGGUAGAAAACAAUAUGUUUGAUGGACUUGGGUGCACUCCUCUUUCUCCGUAAGCAAUUAAAAUAUAUAUUUAAGAAAAUCCAACAACAACAACGAGCAAAACAAGUAACAAGAAACAAAAUAGACGCUCCUGACAACAAAAAUAUUUAUUUAAGUAUUUUUUGUACAAUCCGCAUAAAAUACAAACAAUAUUACUUUAUAUACUAAAAUAACAGAUAAUACAUACGCAAUCAGACAAGAAGCCCGGCAAUAUAUAUAUAUUUUUAAAGAUUGGGAUCCGCCUACAUCCAGGCCCAGACAGACACUCGACGCUUGAGCUUCCUGCAGCCGCUUCUUUAACAAGAAUUACUAACCAGGAAAAUACAAUAACGAAAAGCAACAUCAACAAACAAAAAGUACAAUAAGAACGAAAAAACCACUAAAAUCGUACAGCUCAGCGAUGCGUCGCAUUAUGUAGGGAUGGGGCGUGGCCGCUCGCAAAAAUUCAUCAACGCUCCCACGCAACAAACUAUUUUAAAAGAAAA
Molecule: messenger RNA, 2939 nt
Organism: Drosophila subobscura
Lineage: Eukaryota; Metazoa; Arthropoda; Insecta; Diptera; Drosophilidae
Product: lamin Dm0
Exons: 3
Coding region: 135-1994 (619 amino acids)
Source: RefSeq, a predicted model, not a curated record